AUGAGUAAAAAACCGAUCGUCCGCGCAAAACAAUGGCAACUAGACAUCCUAAAGAAAAUGCACGCAGAGGAGGCUCGGCCGUCAACUUCUCAAAGACAUCAACUGGCUAUGGAGACUGGCCUGGAUGAAGCGUGGAUCAGGAACUGGUUUAUGAGAAAAAACAGGGUGCCUCGUCCUCCGGUUCAGACGCGCCCUGAGGGACCGCUAGUGCAUAUAAUCAAGCUGGAUCCGCCUCAACCCGACACCUCGACCUGCUCUGACGCGCCAAGGGAAGGUCCCUCUCUUUCGCAUCCUGUCGUGACCCAGAAAAUGUCGAUUCUUCCUCCAACAUCAGAAUCACUUCUCGCUUCGGUCGGCAGAGCGGACAGCGCUAAGUCGACGUGGAGGCUAGCAUCCGGAUACAGUCUCCCACACUCGGUCGAACCCCGUUCUGUCGGCUACACCUCAGACGCGACACCUGCCUUGGCAAUCGGAUCCAGUUCAAGGUCAUCCUACUCGUCCUUGGGAAAGGAAAAGGUAUUACAGCAGAAUACGAGAGCGUGGCGAUACUCCAGGGACCCGCUUCACAACCGAUACCCAGAUUUUUCAAAGUUCUUCCUUCCCGCAUCUUCCGACACCAUCGGCGACGCUGCCAAAAUGCCCGAGUUUUCAUCUAUCGCCAUGCCGUCCUUGACACACAAUCCUUCGAGUACCGAUACUGCACUGUCUCUGGAUUCCACCUUUUCUACCAUGCAGUUACGCAAGAUGCACAAGACUCGCCAUCUCCCGGUCAUUGAGGCUGCACCCAAGCAUGAAUGGUUCUUCCGAGCGGGUUUGUAG
This is a messenger RNA of Suillus fuscotomentosus, 819 nucleotides long. RefSeq lists its product as uncharacterized. The record is from RefSeq and is a predicted model, not a curated record. NCBI's taxonomy places the organism in Eukaryota, Fungi, Basidiomycota, Agaricomycetes, Boletales, Suillaceae. Gene Ontology annotation, molecular function: DNA binding. The transcript is spliced from 4 exons. Bases 1 to 819 code for a protein of 272 amino acids.